AUGGCAUCGACAUGUUACAAAUUACUCUUCAAUUUUAUCCUAUUCAUUUUCACACUCUCUCCCACCUCAAGCCACCCGCUAGACCCUCUAUGUCCAGAAGAGCUAACCCUAGUCCGAACCAUUGUGACAUACUCAACCUCAAACAAUGACAUAAUCUUCAGUUACGUAGCAUUAGACGAACCAGAUAAACCCCUGGUUCUUUACUGGCUAUCAAACCCUACCUCCCCACCUCCACCUCGACGAGCCCUAGCCAUCACCCGGUUCGACAAAGAAACGCACGAAUUCAUCGUAGACUUAUCGACACAGUCAAUUAUAUCUGACAAAUUAGUUUGUGAUGAUCAAGGAUAUCCGACACUGACGCUUGGCGAAAGAACAGAAGUGUCGCUAUUGCCGUAUGCAUACGGUCCGUUUAUCGAAUCGAUGACCCGGAGAGGACUCAACUCGUCUGCUGCCAUAUGUUCUGCAUAUACACUCGGUUGGUUCGGACAAGAUAAGACCAAACGGAAUGUGAAACUUCAGUGUUUUUACUUAAAUAACGGGUCUGUUAAUUUUUAUGCUUUUCCGAUCGAAGGGAUAUGGAUGAUCGCUAAUCUUGAUAAAAUGGAGAUUGUUGAAUAUAGCGACAGGCACGCGAAACCCAUUCCGAAAUCUGAAGGAACUGACUAUAGAUUUUCCGAGCAGAAGCCUCCGUUUGGUCCACGCAUUAAUCCGGCGGCUAACUGUCAGCCUGAUGGACCUGGAAUUCAAAUUUUAGGCCAUAUGGUCAGAUGGGGCAAUUGGAAACUUCAUGUAUCGUUUGAUGCACGAGCUGGUCAGAUAAUAUCCACAGCACUAAUAUAUGAUGAAGAAUGUCAAAGGUAUCGUAGUGUAUUAUAUAGAGGAUACGUAUCAGAGCUAUUUGUACCUUAUAUGGAUCCGACAUUAGGCAGAUUCUCCGAUACAUUCUUUGAUGCCGGAGAAUAUGGUUUAGGUUACAAUGCAGUUUCAUUAGAACCAUCGACCGAUUGCCCUAAUAAUGCAAUGUUUAUGGAUGGUUAUUAUGCAAGUGAUGAUGGUUUGCCUGUAAUAGUACCCAGAGCAAUUUGCUUAUUUGAAAGAUAUGCAGGAGAUAUCAUGUGGAGGCACACUGAAACAGCCAUUCCUUCAACAAUAAUAAACGAGGUUAGGCCUGAUAGGAGUUUGGUUAUAAGAAUGGUUGCUACAGUUGGUUACUAUGAUUAUAUAUUUGAUUCGGAAUUCAAGCCAGAUGGUUCCAUCAAUAUGGAGGUUGGUCUAACUGGAAUUUUAGCUAUAAAGGCAACAGAAUACACUAACAACCUUCAGAUUGAAAAGGAAAUUUAUGGACCGUUAGUUUCGGAAAAUUCAAUUGGGUUGAACCAUGAUCAUUUUUUCAUGUACCGGCUUGAUUUUGACGUUGAUGGUAUCCACAAUUCCAUGGUAAAACGCAAAUUAGUAACCGAAAGAAACAGAAAUUCUGAUACACCAAGGAAGAGCUAUUGGACCGUGAUUAGCGAAACACCGAAAACCGAAUCGGAGGCAAAUUUUCAAUACGGUUUGGACCCGGUUCAGGUUCUGAUCGUUAACCCAAACAAGAAAACUAGACUUGGAAACAAUCAUGGGUAUCGUUUAUUACCAGCAUCAUUUAUACACCCACUUCUAACAGAAAAUGAUUACCCUCAAAUUCGCGCGGCUUUCACCGAGAAUGACGUGUGGAUUACCCCGUAUAACAAAUCGGAAAAAUGGGCGUCCGGAUGGUAUGCCGAUCGGAGCCGUGGUCAAGACACACUAGCCGCUUGGAGCCGCAGGGACAGGGAGAUUGAUAACAAAGACAUAGUUUUAUGGCAUCUGAUGGGGCUUCAUCAUGUUCCUAGCCAAGAAGAUUAUCCUAUAAUGCCGACUCUGAAGGCUCGGUUCGAGCUUCAUCCCAACAAUUAUUUUGAAAGAAACCCUGUCUUGAAGCUCAUUCCAACCUAGUUUAUAUAUGAUUGCUUCAAAGCAAUCAGAAUAAUGUUUCAUUAACUCUCGUUAAUGUCUACUAUUUCUAUAGUUUCUACUUGCUCCAUUAAAAAAGUUUAUAAAAGGCAAGUAGAUCUCAUACA
Molecule: messenger RNA, 2099 nt
Organism: Mercurialis annua (annual mercury)
Lineage: Eukaryota; Viridiplantae; Streptophyta; Magnoliopsida; Malpighiales; Euphorbiaceae
Product: amine oxidase [copper-containing] alpha 2, peroxisomal-like
Exons: 5
Coding region: 1-1974 (657 amino acids)
Biological process (GO): amine metabolic process
Molecular function (GO): copper ion binding; primary methylamine oxidase activity; quinone binding
Source: RefSeq, a predicted model, not a curated record